AGAACCUUUCAUGAAACUGAUCAGUGGCGAUACAAAUAUGGAUUUCCAGGUCCAGAUCGACAAUAUCAGCACUUGUGAUGCACAGCAGUCAAGUGCCCAACACUGGUCUCCAACAUCGGUUCAAACUUCAGUCAGUCAUGAAGUAUUGAGCAUAUCAUCUCUGGUCCCUUCCACAGCUCUCAUUCUCGUCCCCAGCUCUCAGCCUACGAUUCAGGGAAAACAAUUCUCAGAGUUUCCGUUCUUUUCUGAAUUCAUAACAGAACCUAAAGUUCCCGAAACGACCCGACAUCAAAACACCCUGACUUCACCAAUUCCUUGUAGUGAAAGUCCAUUGGAUGUUGAGCAGAGGAAACUGUCAGAUGGGGGACCACUGGAGGAGGGAUCAGUCGGUCUCAUGCUACCCAAGGGUCUUCCUGUUGAAGAGCCAGAUGCAGUGUCUCAGGUGUGUUCAUCUCGUGACUUGUUACUGAUUGUCAGCUUUCCUCUGAUAAUCGUCCUGAUCAUCAGCUCUGCUUUAUUGGUCAAGUUCCUGGUGUUCCCCUCUGAAGUAAGUGAAUCUCCUCCCCUCUGUGGUGCGAAAGACAACUGCAGUGUUCCAACUCCAGUGUCUUUUCUGUCUAAGUACCCAGUCAACCAAACAGAAAACAUCACCGCAGACUGCAGAGUUCAAGUCAACGAUGGUCGACGUAUUGUUGGGGGGACAAUGGCGGCCAGUGGCAGGUGGGGCUGGCAGGUCAGCAUGCACUGGAGAGGGAGACAUGUCUGUGGAGGUGCCAUCAUCGCCCCCUACUGGGUCAUCACUGCAGCUCACUGCUUUGUUGAAGAGAUGUCGGGAGUCGCUGACUGGCUGGUGGUGGUGGACACCGAACGCAUUGAAGACACUUCUGUGGGGAAACGUUACAGAGCUCUGCAGGUCCUACACCACCCACUCUUCAACACUUACAACAAUGACUAUGACGUGGGCCUCCUGCGCACCAUCACUGACAUAGACCUGACAGCUGCUGUGCGUCCAGUCUGUUUACCUCGUCCGAAUGACUUCUUUCCUCCUGGGGCAGCUUGUUGGAUCACAGGCUGGGGAUAUGUUCAUGAAGGAGGCUUUACAUCAAACGACUUACGACAGGCACAGGUGGAGGUGAUAGAUCAGUCUGUCUGCUCCCACCCAAGUGUCUAUGGUGUGCAUCUCACUGCGAGGAUGAUUUGUGCUGGUAAAAUGGACGGAGGAGUGGACUCCUGCCAGGGUGACAGUGGUGGACCCCUGGUGUGUGAGACAGUCCGUGGGGAGUGGAGGCUGGCAGGGGUGGUGAGUUGGGGAGAGGGCUGUGGACGGCAAAAUAAACCAGGUGUCUACAGUCGAAUCACCCAUCUGAUCAGUUGGAUAGAACGACAUGUGGAGACUGACAAAGGAACUGGAGACAAAAGACAAUAA
This is a messenger RNA of Solea senegalensis (Senegalese sole), 1426 nucleotides long. RefSeq names its product transmembrane protease serine 6-like. The transcript has 9 exons. The coding region runs from base 11 to 1426 and encodes 471 amino acids. NCBI's taxonomy places the organism in Eukaryota, Metazoa, Chordata, Actinopteri, Pleuronectiformes, Soleidae. Gene Ontology annotation, biological process: proteolysis. The record is from RefSeq and is a predicted model, not a curated record. Gene Ontology annotation, molecular function: serine-type endopeptidase activity.